Rhodofomes roseus is the source of this 633-nucleotide messenger RNA. RefSeq lists its product as uncharacterized. Lineage: Eukaryota; Fungi; Basidiomycota; Agaricomycetes; Polyporales; Fomitopsidaceae. The transcript is spliced from 2 exons. The coding region runs from base 1 to 633 and encodes 210 amino acids. The record is from RefSeq and is a predicted model, not a curated record.
AUGGCCACCAAUUACCAAGCUAUCGUCGCGUACAUGGAGAUGGUGGACGCCACUGCCAAUGGAUGCAUGCUAGACUCCUACGACGCUGCCAUCCUCGAGUUCGUCGACGAGGCAUACAUCAGAGAGUUCUCUCUCCUGCCGCACCUCUUCGAGAUGAAUGCCGGGCCUCCACGACCCGAUGCCUACGAGGCCGCGUCUCCGGUUGCUAUAAGCACACAACCCGUUACGACCGAGAGCGACAGCAGCAGUCUGCUGUCGCUCCAGGACAACUCCGCUGGAUUGGACUUUAAUGUUACUGUCAAUGUGCCCAACGAGGACAAUGUAGGCGAUGUCGACAAGUCCACCUACAAUUAUCUCAACAUUGAUCCUCCGGUUCACGCGCCCGCACGCAUUACGAUCCCCCUGCCCGGGUUCGCAGAAUGGAAGGGGGAGGACGAGGAGUUCACCAUGUGGUGGGAUCUCCUACGAGAGAUGGAGGCGGCCGACGAACCUGCCCCGGUGGCAGACAUGCUCCUCGAUGAGUCUGUGCUCGAAUGCACUCUGCUGUUCGCCCGAUCGGAGGGCGCCGAGUCACUCGACGGAGGACUUGAGGGUAUCCUGAGCGGCGUGGGCCUUCGCGGGCUAGAGAUAUGA